AUUCUGCCCCGGAAGUGUACGUUGUUACACGGGAAGAUAUACAGCAACUUCUAAUGCGAAUUCGUUUCCCACAGCAACUCAUUUUUAAUUCCGGUUUGAGCAGUAAAAAUGGCAAAUAGGACUGUUAAAGAUGCAAACAGUAUACAUGGAACAAAUCCACAAUACUUGGUAGAGAAAAUUAUUCGUACUCGAAUUUAUGAAUCAAAAUAUUGGAAAGAAGAAUGCUUUGGACUGACUGCCGAACUUGUCGUUGACAAAGCCAUGGCGUUGAAGUUUGUCGGAGGAGUCUAUGGAGGAAAUAUCAAACCUACACCGUUCCUGUGUCUCACUCUGAAGAUGCUACAGAUUCAGCCAGAAAAAGACAUCAUUGUAGAAUUCAUCAAGAACGAGGAUUUCAAGUAUGUCCGCUUGCUAGGGGCAAUGUACAUGAGGUUGACUGGGACAUCAGUGGAUUGCUACAAAUACCUGGAACCACUGUACAACGACUACCGAAAAAUCAAGAGUCAGAACCGAAAUGGAGAGUUUGAGCUGCAACAUGUAGAUGAGUUCAUUGAUGAACUGCUACACUCUGAGAGAAUGUGUGACAUCAUCCUUCCCAGGCUUCAGAAAAGGCAGGUCCUUGAGGAGGCGGAGUUAUUAGACACACGCAUCAGCGCCCUAGAAGAGGACCUGGAUGAAGUGGAGACCAGUGACGAGGAAGACGAGGAAGACGAGGAAGAGGAAAAGCCAGAGAGAGUUCAGACCCCAGAGCCCCACAGACGGAGUUACCGGGACAACGACCGCCCUCGCCGUUCGCCCUCUCCACGCUACAGACGCAGCCGUUCACCCAGACGGAGGAGCAGAUCACCCAAGAGACGAAGCCCAUCCCCCAGACGAGAGCGCCACCGCAGCAAAAGUCCCCGUCGCCACCGCAGCCGCUCCCGAGAGAGACGUCACCGCUCAAAGUCCCCAGGCCAUCACAGAAGCCACAGGCAUCGCAGUCACUCCAAAUCCCCAGAGAGAAGUUCAAAAAAGAGCCACAAGAAGAGUCGAAGAGGGAACGAGUGACCCAUUUUUGUAUUUUGUUCUCUUGGACAUUUCCUCUUUUUGACUUGGAAGUUGUGGCAAAAUGUUUACGUCUGUGUAUGGAAUCACUGGUAUUUUGUAUUUCAUUUUGGAAACUGAUUGCAUUUAAAAAAUAUUUUCAGACCAUGUUGCAGUAAAAAUCUAUCUCCAAUGUAUUUCUAAAAUCUGCAGCUCGUAUGGAGCUGUCCACAACCCUAUACAUCAGUGGAUAAAGUUUCUCAAGGUUUUAAACAUAAGGACCUUUUGUUGUGUGAUCCGGUGUGAUUAUGGCAACACUGGCUAGUAAGAGUCUAGAAAAUAGAACUCAACUCGUAGACCGACCAAAAUUGACCCGUCAUCAGAAGCAUAAUUAGCUGACGUCAAUAAGGGUUUCAGGGCCUCCCGGGUGGCGCAGUGGUCUAGGGCACAGUUUGCGCCCAGGCUCUGCGCCACCUGGGAGGCCCGGAUGGCCGGUAGGGAUAUCCUUGUCUCAUCGCGCACUAGCGACUCCUGUGGCGGACCGGGCGCAGUACGUGCUAACCAAGGUAGCCAGGUGCACAGUGUUUCCUCCGACACAUUGGUGCGGCUGGCUUCCGGGUUGGAGGUGCACUGUGUUAAGAAGCAAUUGGAUACCAUGAAAAGGGGGUCAAAUUGAUUUAAAAUAAAAUAAGGGUUUUCACUUCUCCACUGCUUUUCAGGAAGUUCCCAGAAGGCAUCCAACAUAUUUAUCCACUCUGGUAGUAUGUCAUCUGUUUAGACCAUGUGUCAAGCUCAUUCCCCUGAGGGCAGAGUGUCCCUAGGUUUUCGCUCCUCCCUUGUACUUGAUUGAUGAAUUAAGGUUACUGAUUAGUAAGGAAGUCCCCUCACCUGGUUAUCUAGGUCUUAAUUGAAAGGAAAAACCUGCGGACUCUAGGCUGUCCGUGGAAUGAGUUUGAAACCACUGGUUUAAACUCGGCUUCCUGAUGUAAACCCUACUCUUUGUCAAUGGUAGAAUUCAAUUCAACUACAAUCUAUUCAAUAUGGGAUAUUUUUUAAAUUGGAUGUUAAAUGUGUUCACAUUUUUUACGCCUGUAUGGAACCCCUGGUGUUUGUAUUUCAUUUUAGAAACUGAUUGGAUUUUUUGAUAUUUUCAGACUAUGUUACAGAAAGAAUCCAUCUGAAUUGUAUUUCUUAAAUCUGCAGCUCAUACGCAGCUGUCAACAACCCUAUGCACCACACUUAUACAAAUAAAUAACUUAUUUUGCCCUCAUUGGAAAUAUUACAAAAAUAAGUGUUAUAGGCAUGAGGAAUUCUUUUAGUCUAAAAACACAACAAUAAUUAAAUCAAUAGUUUUAUUUGCAUGGCUCUUUCAACAACAACAAAAAACAUUUGGCACAAUUUGUUUAGCAGCAACCUGAUCUAGAGAGCCCAAAGAGCAUAAAGAGAAAAUACAUUGUAUGUACAAUUUGGUUAACCUCUUUGAUUGGUUAAUUCUCAUCCUUGCUCUUAUUCAUUGUGAGAAGAAAGGUUUUUGAGAAAUUCCCAGAUUUCUGCACAUCUUUGAUUUCUUCCCCGUUGUUCAAUCUUCCUCAAGAUGUUGAAACUCUUUUUACCGUAUUUGUUAGGAUUUGGUAUCUUUGCUGCCAUCUUGUGAUAAUCAAUUGAUGCAUUGCGAUCCUGGAUGUGGAAGUUGCUGUAUUGGGCAUAAUGGAAGUAGAGUAUCUGCAACUCGUCUGGAUCCUGCUCGUUGGAGAAUAAAUUCUCAUAGAU
This is a messenger RNA of Oncorhynchus mykiss (rainbow trout), 2793 nucleotides long. The record is from RefSeq and is a predicted model, not a curated record. NCBI's taxonomy places the organism in Eukaryota, Metazoa, Chordata, Actinopteri, Salmoniformes, Salmonidae.